AUGACGGACAGGAUCAGGGACACGCCACGCCACACCGUUCAAAUCCACACCAUGACACAACCACUGAAAGUGACCUCUGACCCCUUCAGAGGAAGUCUGUGUAUGAAGAGCUGCAGGUUCAACUCAUCAGAGACCACGCCCACAAAUACCACCUCCAGGAGUCCUGACCACGCCCACAUGACCACGCCUCCUCCUGUGGUUGGACCGUCCUGUUGGUGGAGACAGUCUCCUCCCCCUCCACUGAAGUUCAGAAACUCCUCCAUCAGCUGGAAAAGCUGCAGAUUCAGCAGGAAGUAUGUCCCAGCACGCUAUACCAUCAUCCCAGCAUGCUUUGUGGUGGAGCUCAGUCUGGUGUGUCUUAUCACCGAACGAAAUGGAGGAGCGAGGAGCAGUGAAGGAGGCGCAGACAUGUUGGCUGCUGCUCUCAGUGAGAAAAUCGCCUCUCUUUGUCGGUGUCUCCACAGGUUAGCUCCUCCUCCUCCUCUCAGCCUCAGAAACGGCGUUCACACAGCUCGCUCGCCAAAACGACGACCUGUUGAGACGUCUCACUUCCUGACAGCCCGACAUCUGAGUGUGACGUUUGUCGGAUCAGGAGCUCUCUGCAUUCAGCUGUGA
This is a messenger RNA of Xyrichtys novacula (pearly razorfish), 615 nucleotides long. The record is from the annotation of a GenBank genome assembly. NCBI's taxonomy places the organism in Eukaryota, Metazoa, Chordata, Actinopteri, Labriformes, Labridae.